UUAGUAUAUUCGCGAUGGAUCCCACACAAGUACCAAAUCUUUAUAAACAGCAGCGAGGUCCACCAAAGAUUAAAAACAAAAAUCCAGCGCCAAUUCAAAUCACAGCUGAACAAAUUCUACGAGAGGCAAAGGAACGACAAGAAACUGCGAAACAAGCGCCACGACAAAGAAUAUCUGACUUAGAAGAACUCUCCGAGUAUCGUCUAAGGAAACGCAAGGAAUUUGAGGAUACAAUUCGUAGAAAUAGGCUAAACGUCGGUAGCUGGUUGAAAUAUGCAGCCUGGGAAGAGAGUCAAAAGGAAUUAGAUAGAGCCCGUUCAAUCUAUGAACGCGCCCUGGAUGUAGACUCGCGAAAUGUCACGCUAUAUAUAAAGUAUUCUGAAAUGGAAAUGAAGAAUAGAAAUAUUAACCAUGCACGAAAUUUAUUUGAUCGAGCUGUCACGCUCCUUCCUAGGGUAGACCAAUUUUGGUAUAAAUAUACUUAUAUGGAAGAGAUGUUGGGAAAUGUUGCGGGAGCGCGUCAAAUAUUUGAGCGUUGGAUGCAAUGGGAACCAGAUGAGAACGCGUGGAACGCCUACAUCAAAAUGGAAAAAAGAUAUCAUGAAAUAGAUAGAGCAAGAGCCAUAUAUGAGCGAUUUGUCAAUGUGCAUCCCCAGGCAAAGAAUUGGCUAAAAUGGAUCAAGUUUGAAGAGGAGCAAAAUAAUCUGGAAAAAUGCCGUGAAAUUUUCAAUCAGGCAAUAGAGAUGUUGGGCGAAGAUCAUAUGGACCAAAAGAUUUUUAUUGCUUUUGCUAAAUUUGAAGCAAGAUUAAAAGAGUAUGAGAGAGCUCGUGUUAUAUACAAAUAUGCUUUGGAACGAUUACCGCGCUCAAAAUCCGAAGCUUUAUAUAACGCGUACACUCAUUUUGAAAAGCAGUAUGGUGAUAAAGAAGGCAUUGAAGAUGUGGUAGUAGGAAAGCGGCGGAUACAAUAUGAGGAGGCAUUAAAAACAAAUCCAAAAAACUAUGACAUAUGGUUCGACUAUGCCCGGCUUGAAGAAAACAGCGGAGAUGUCGAUAAAGUACGUGAGAUUUAUGAGCGCGCAAUAGCUCAGGAGCUUGUUACAAAGGAUUUUGAAAACACAAAACAAAUAUAUUUGGCAUGCCUAGAUCUGAUACCACACAAAAAGUUUACGUUUGCAAAGAUAUGGCUAAUGUAUGCUCAAUUUGAGGUGCGAAGGCUUGAUUUACAGACAGCGAGAUUGACUCUUGGCAAAGCUAUAGGGAUGUGUCCAAAGGAUAGAAUUUUUAAGGGAUAUAUAGAAUUGGAAUUACAACUCAGAGAAUUCGACCGCUGUCGAACACUAUACACAAAGUAUCUAGAGUAUAAUCCCGCAAAUUGUUACGCCUGGAUAAAAUUUGCAGAACUAGAGCGCAUGCUAGGUGACUAUGAUCGAUGUCGAGCGAUAUUCGAGCUUGGCGUGACUCAACCUGUUCUUGAUGUGCCAGAGACAUUAUGGAAAGCGUAUAUUGAUUUCGAAUUCACUGAAGAAGAGUUUGAAAAAACACGAAAGCUCUAUGAACGUCUCCUAAGCAAAACAGGCCACUAUAAAGUUUGGAUCAGCUUUGCUCAGUUUGAGUUGAACACUGGUGCUGAAGAUGCAGAAGGUGAUCGCGAGGAAUCUGUAAAAAGAGCAAGAAAGGUAUUUGAGGAUGCGUACAAAUCAAUGAAGGAAAAAGAAUUAAAAGAGGAACGAGUGUUACUACUCGAAUCGUGGAAAGACUUCGAAAAAAAUCAUGGCACCCAAGAGACAUUAUCUGCCGUCGAAAGCAAAAUGCCCAAAGUUGUCAAGAAACGGAGAAAAUUGGAUGAAAGCGAAGGACAAGCUGGCGUUGUAUGGGAAGAGUACUUUGAUUAUAUCUUUCCAGAUGAUCAGACACAGCAACCGAAUUUCAAGUUCUUGGCUAUGGCACAUGCUUGGAGACAACAGCAGCAACAAAAACAAGCUUCGCAGCAAGAAACUCAAUCAAGUGCAAUUGUUAAGUCUUCUGAACAAUUUCGUAAAAGGAAUUAG
Ambispora leptoticha is the source of this 2051-nucleotide messenger RNA. The record is from the annotation of a GenBank genome assembly. Lineage: Eukaryota; Fungi; Glomeromycota; Glomeromycetes; Archaeosporales; Ambisporaceae.